This is a messenger RNA of Metarhizium album ARSEF 1941, 1224 nucleotides long. RefSeq names its product NAD-dependent deacetylase sirtuin-2. The record is from RefSeq and is a predicted model, not a curated record. The coding region runs from base 1 to 1224 and encodes 407 amino acids. The transcript has 2 exons. Gene Ontology annotation, molecular function: NAD+ binding; histone deacetylase activity, NAD-dependent. NCBI's taxonomy places the organism in Eukaryota, Fungi, Ascomycota, Sordariomycetes, Hypocreales, Clavicipitaceae.
AUGGGCCUCGAGGAGUCGACCCUCGUCCAGGAUGCCGUCGAGCCCAAGUGUCUCAAGGAGAGGUCGCUGGCAGCAGUGGCAAGCUACCUGAAUGACGGCAGGGGGAAGAAGGUCGUCGUCCUGACAGGCGCGGGCAUCUCUACCGCCGCCGGAAUCCCCGACUUCCGCUCCCCCAAGACCGGACUCUACAACAACCUGGCGCGGCUCAACCUCCCCUACGCCGAGGCCGUCUUCGACAUAUCCUACUUCCGCUCGCACCCGGAGCCCUUCUACGUGCUCGCGCAGGAGCUGUACCCGGGCAAGUUCCACCCCACCGUGUCACACUCCUUCAUCAAGCUCCUCGACACAAAGGGCCUGCUGCACAUGCUCUUCACCCAGAACAUAGACUGCCUCGAGCGCCGGGUCGGCGUGCCCGCGGACAAGAUUGUCGAGGCGCACGGGAGCUUCGCCACCCAGCGGUGCAUCGAGUGCAAGGCGCCCUUCCCCGAGCGCCUCAUGGCGGAGCACGUAUCCGCGGCCCGGGUGCCGCGGUGCCGGGAGCGCGGCUGCACGGGCACGGUCAAGCCGGACAUCGUCUUCUUCGGGGAGAUGCUGCCCCCCGCGUUUGCCAACAACGCGAGGCAGGCCGCGGCGGCGGACGUGCUCCUGGUCCUGGGGACCAGCCUCACGGUGCAUCCCUUUGCGGCGCUGCCCGAGCUCGCCGCCGAGGGGACCCCGAGGGUGCUGUUCAACAUGGAGAGGGUCGGGCGCCUGGGCUGCAGGCCGGAUGACGUCUUGGAGCUGGGGCCCUGCGACGAGGGCAUCCGCAAGCUGGCGGACGAGCUGGGGUGGAGGGACGAGCUGGAGGCGUGCUGGAGGGACGUGGUUGGCCACGACGAGGCAGACCGGCAGCUGGGGCGCGCGGGACGCCGCCAUCGCGACAUCGAGGACGAGGUGCAGAGGUUGACGGCCGGCGUGGACGAGGCCUUGAGGCUGCACGCGAGCGAGGAGGACGAGGCCGGGCCGUCGACGGAGCGCGCACACGAGGAGGCCCAGACGGCGAGCGGGGAGGAACACGGGCCGACGCAUGCAUCGUCAGAGGAGUCCGUGGCGAAGGCGGAACCACUCGACGAGACUCCCGAGGCGACUGUUGCCGUGGGGGGUGUUGCCAGUGAAGUGGCUGAGCCAGCGUGCUCUGAAAGGCUCGUCGAAGAAGGAAAGGAGGGUGAAAAGUCAUUGCUUUAG